This is a messenger RNA of Mya arenaria, 1902 nucleotides long. RefSeq lists its product as uncharacterized. The transcript has a single exon. The record is from RefSeq and is a predicted model, not a curated record. Lineage: Eukaryota; Metazoa; Mollusca; Bivalvia; Myida; Myidae. Bases 1 to 1902 code for a protein of 633 amino acids.
AUGAUGAAUAGAUAUGAGUCUGUAUUCAGCGACGGUAUUGGUCACGCUAAAGGCUUCAGUGCGAAAUUAACGCUGAAAGACGAUGCCACACCCAAGUUCAUGAAGGCAAGGUCGGUUCCGUUUUCAAUGAAACCAAAAAUCGAGAAAGAACUUGACAACCUUGAAAGACAAAGGAUAAUAACGAAAGUAAAUACCAGCGAAUGGGCUACACCAAUCGUACCUGUUUUGAAAUCAACGGGAGAUGUCAGGAUUUGCGGAGAUUUCAAGGGCACGGUCAAGCAGGCGCUGAAGGUUGACAAGUAUCCACUUCCACGUGUUGAUGACAUUUUCGCUAAUCUGUCACAGGGACAAAAAUUCACGAAACUGGAUUUACGCCAGGCGUACCUACACUUGGAGCUCGACGACGACAGCAAGGAGUUACUGACAAUCAAUACACAUCGGGGACUAUACCGCUAUAACCGGUCUGUGUAUGGAAUUUCCUCACUUCCAGCGAUAUGGCAGCGCACAAUGGACACAAUACUUCAGGGAAUUCCGAGAGUACAGUGUAUACUGGAUGACAUGAUUGUCACAGGGGACAGUGAUCAAUCGCACUACGAAAACCUUGAAAAAGUGUUAUCACGCUUGAGUGAUUAUGGAUUAAAAGUUAACAAAGAUAAGUGUCAAUUCUUUCAGGACAAGGUUACAUAUUGUGGUCAUGACAUUGAUAAAAUAGGAUUGUGGAAAUGUAAUGACAAGAUUCAGUUGGUGCUCGACACACCUGUACCACAUGAUGUAACUUCAUUGAGGGCUUAUCUUGGGGUUUUAAACUACUAUCACAAAUUUCUGCCAAAUCUUGCAACCGUUGUAAGUCCGUUAAACGCACUUCUCCAGAAAAAUCAAAAGUAUAAAUGGUCAGAUGAAUGUGACAGGGCGUUUAAUGAUUCGAAGCGCUUGAUCACAUCAGAGCCCGUGCUAACACAUUACAAUCCGGAACUUCCGGUACGGCUCGCAACGGACGCAUCCCCUGUCGGUAUUUCCGGUAUAUUGUCACAUGUUAUGCCGGACGGCUCCGAAAGGCCGAUAGCAUUCGCGUCGCGUUCCUUGACAAAGACGGAACGUAAGUAUGCGCAAAUAGACAAAGAAGCGUUAGGGAUUCACUGGGCAGUAAAACGUUUUUACACGUAUUUGUAUGGCAGACAUUUCACUCUAGUGACAGAUUGCCAGCCGCUCACUUCGAUUUUUAACCCUGGUAAAAGCAUACCGGUUACCACCGCGGCACGUGUUCAAAGAUAUGCGUUAUACUUGUCGGGAUUUCAUUACGAUGUUGAGUACAAGAAUACUAAGCGACAAACGAACGUAGAUGGCUUGUCUAGAUUGCCGGCGCCGCACACCGCCGAAAAUUAUGAUAAUGAUAUUGAAGAAGUGUUUUACACCUCUCAAAUUGAUCAGUUACCGGUCACAAGUUCUCAGAUUCGCAGAGAAGCUCAGCGCGAGCGUUUGUUAUCGCGUGUUUUCAGUUAUGUAGAAAACGGCUGGGACGAAAAGAUUAAUGACCCUCUGUUGAAAAGCUAUUUCUCGCGUAGGAAUGAAUUCGCAAUUCAUCAUGGUUGUUUGAUGUGGGGAAACCGGGUAGUAAUUCCAAUCAAAUUACGGUCUAAGGUAUUAGACACAGUUCAUUCAGGGCAUCCUAGAAGUUACAUAUGGUGGCCCGGUAUUGAUAGUGACAUUGAAUCUCUGGUCAAAAGAUGUAAUGGGUGUCAGAUGGAACAAAGACAGCCAGCACAUGUUUACCCACAUCCGUGGGAAUGGCCGAGUUCCAGCUGGGAACGAAUACACGUCGAUUUUGCUGGCCCAUUUUUAGGACGAAUGUUUAUGGUAAUUGUCGAUGCACAUAGCAAAUGGCCAGAAGUUAUAGAAAUGUAA